This is a messenger RNA of Cyprinodon variegatus (sheepshead minnow), 2460 nucleotides long. It is a transcript of the gene ghra, whose product is annotated as growth hormone receptor. The transcript is spliced from 10 exons. Bases 357 to 2234 code for a protein of 625 amino acids. Gene Ontology annotation, molecular function: protein binding. The record is from RefSeq and is a predicted model, not a curated record. Lineage: Eukaryota; Metazoa; Chordata; Actinopteri; Cyprinodontiformes; Cyprinodontidae.
GCUCUGUGGUCCUCCUCUCUCAGCAGACCUCAAUAGUUGGCGGAUGAGGGCGCCUCACCGCCGUCAGACACCCACAGUCUUUCUCUUAUUAGUGCACGCGCGCCCCUCUGAACGGGACCAGAUGAUGAGCGCCAAAUAAGACGAAAACCGUCCACGCGUAAAGUUCGCAUCCGAUUCACUACUUCGGUGAUGUGAAAACCUCGAAGGAGGAGAUUUUUCUACGAGUCGGGUCGAAAGGGAAGCUUGAGGAGUCGUGCCUGUUGGAGCUGGCGCUGACCAUCAAAUGACCAACUUCUAAAAAAGUCGCUCUGGGCUGUUCCUGCAGUUUCUCAGCUCGAAACCUCCGCAACAACAUCAUGACUGUCUCGCUCUCCUCCAUCAUUUUGCUUGUACUCCUCAAUUCUGCUUUGGAUUGGCUCCCCACUCCAGGAUUUGCAUUUCUCAUGGAUCAUGACCAAAGAUCAUCAUCGGCUACCCUUGAGCCUCACUUCACAGACUGCAUCUCGAGGGACCAGGUGACUUUCCGCUGCUGGUGGAGUCCAGGCAGGCUCCACAACCUGUCCUCUCCUGGAACACUGAGUGUAUUUUACCUAAAGAAGGACUCUCCAACUAGUGAAUGGAAGGAAUGUCCUGAGUACAUCCAUGAAAACAGAGAGUGCUUUUUUGAUGCAAACCACACAUCCAUUUGGACCCCCUACUGUGUCCAGCUUCGUGGCCAAAAUAUCACCUACUUCAAUGAAGAUGACUGUUUCACAGUGGAAAAUAUUGUGCGUCCUGACCCUCCUGUGUCUCUAAACUGGACACUGCUGAACAUCAGCCCCUCUGGACUCAGUUACGAUGUCCUAGUCAACUGGGAGCCCCCGCCCUCUGCAGAUGUUAGUGUAGGCUGGAUGCGCAUAGAGUAUGAAGUCCAAUAUAGAGAGAGGAAUGCCACCAACUGGGAAACGCUGGAAAAGCAGCCUCAUACUCAGCAGACAAUCUAUGGCCUGCAAAUUGGAAAAGAGUACGAAGUGCAUAUCCGCUCCAGGAUGCAGGCCUUUGUCAAGUUUGGAGAGUUCAGUGACUCCAUCUUUUUCGAAGUGACAGAGAUUCCCAGCAAUGAUUCUACAGUCCCAUUCACACUGGUUCUAACCUUUGGUAUUGUCGGUGUCCUGAUGGUUGCCAUGUUGAUAGUCAUUUCUCGGCAGCAAAGAUUGAUGAUGAUUCUCUUGCCUCCUGUUCCUACGCCCAAAAUCAAAGGCAUUGAUUCAGAAUUGUUGAAGAAGGGGAAACUGGAAGAGUUGAACUUUAUCCUGAAUGGUGGGGGUGGAGAUGGCCUACCAGCCUAUGCAACAGAUUUCUAUCAAGAGGAGCCUUGGGUGGAGUUCAUUGAGGUGGAUGAAGAGGAUGUAGAAGGUGAAGAUAAGGAAGAUAAUUACAAUUCAGAUACCCAGAAGCUCCUUGGUCUCCCCCACAGGACUACAGAGGGCUGUAGCACCAUCAGCUACCCUGAUGAUGACUCGGGCCAGGCCAGCAGUGACAACACAAAUCUGCCUGCACAUGACAGCCAGAUGCUCAUAGCGUCCUUGCUGCCGGGCCAACCUGAGGACAACGAGGAUACCGUUGAUACUCCAGCCUCGGAGACAGGUGAAAGGCCGCUUAUCCAAACUCAAAUCAGGGGGCCACAGACUUGGGUCAACACAGACUUAUAUGCCCAGGUCAGCAAUGUUAUGCCCUCUGGGGGGGUGGUGUUGUCCCCUGGCCAGCAACCUAAAAUCCAGGACAACACCUCAAGUUCAGAGAGUAAGACACAGAAAGGAGAAAAGAAAAAUGAAGACAAAGAGGGGAUAGAGGAACAGACAAAAAAUGAGCCCCGUUUUCAGAUGCUUGUCGUGAUUCCAGAGGGAAGCGAAUACUCAGCUGAGAGUGACGCCAUACAGACCAGCACUCCCCCCAGCUCUCCGGUGCCUGGGUCAGGGUACCAAACCAUACAGCCACAACCAAUGGAGACCAAACCUGCAGCCAUGCCAGAUACCAAUCAGUCACCAUAUAUUCUCCCUGAGUCUCCCCAGUCUCAGCUUUUUGCCCCUGUUGCAGACUACACAGUGGUGCAGGAGUUGGACACGCAUCACAGUUUGCUCCUUAACCCACCUCCCAGCCAGUCUCCGUCUUUGUGCCAACCACAGCAUCCCCUCAAAGCCCCGAUGCCUGUAGGAUACGUCACCCCUGACCUGCUUGGGAAUCUCACACCAUAAGUUUACAGCAUCAGCAUAUCUUAACUACAGGUGUAUGGCUAAUUGUUCAGAAAGUCAGGAUGCAGUAGCUAUACACGAUUCCUGACAAUUAAAAAAAACAUCCUGUAGCUCAUCAAUGUAUAACUAUGUAUACAGGUGUUCAGAGGAUAUACAAGGGAUUAUAUAAAUGUACAUCUCAACAAGUUAAAAUCUGAAAACAAUGUUCCUCAGCAAGUCAGUUUAAAAA